GCACCGCGGCCGGCCGCGCGCCGUAAGGAGUGGCACUUUUAAAAGUGCAGCCGGAGGCCAGCCCGCAGCUACCAGCACGUCUGUCCUGCGCCGGGUCCCGCCCGUCCCAGCCGCGCGCCCCGGUCCUGCAGCAGUCCGGCCCAGGCCAGUCUAGCCCGCACCAUGCCGGUCAAAGGAGGCACCAAGUGCAUCAAAUACUUGCUCUUCGGAUUUAACUUCAUCUUCUGGCUUGCGGGGAUUGCAGUCCUUGCCAUUGGACUAUGGCUCCGAUUCGACUCUCAGACCAAGAGCAUCUUCGAGCAAGAAACUAACAAUAAUAAUUCCAGCUUCUACACAGGAGUUUACAUUCUGAUCGGAGCCGGCGCCCUCAUGAUGCUGGUGGGCUUCCUGGGCUGCUGCGGCGCGGUGCAGGAGUCCCAGUGCAUGCUGGGCUUGUUCUUCGGCUUCCUCUUGGUGAUAUUUGCCAUUGAGAUAGCUGCGGCCAUCUGGGGAUAUUCCCACAAAGAUGAGGUGAUUAAGGACAUCCAGGAAUUGUACGAGGACACCUACAACAAGCUGAAAACCAAGGAAGGGCCCCAGCGGGAAACGCUGAAAGCCAUCCACUACGCGUUGGACUGCUGUGGUUUGGCUGGGGGCGUGGAGCAAUUUAUCUCGGACAUCUGUCCCAAAAAGGACAUACUCGACAGCCUCACCGUGAAGUCCUGCCCAGCGGCCAUCAAAGAUGUCUUCGAGAACAAAUUCCACAUCAUCGGCGCAGUAGGCAUCGGCAUUGCUGUGGUCAUGAUCUUUGGCAUGAUCUUCAGUAUGAUCCUGUGCUGUGCUAUCCGCAGAAACCGAGAGAUGGUCUAGAGUCAGCUUAUGUCCCUGAGCAGGAAAGUUUACCCCAGAAGACUGUUGGGUUAUUUUGGAUUUUUGCCACUAACUUUAGUAUUCAUUCUGCAUUUCUAAACCAAGAAAGUUAUUGUAUGUUUGUCUUUUAAUGCUUUAUUCGAUAUUGAUAUUUGUAGCUGAAGGGGCUCAGGUUUGCUUUAGGUUUAUAUUUUUUUGGUUG
Molecule: messenger RNA, 1051 nt
Organism: Lemur catta (Ring-tailed lemur)
Lineage: Eukaryota; Metazoa; Chordata; Mammalia; Primates; Lemuridae
Gene: CD9
Product: CD9 molecule
Exons: 8
Coding region: 163-849 (228 amino acids)
Cellular component (GO): membrane
Source: RefSeq, a predicted model, not a curated record